This is a messenger RNA of Pseudocercospora fijiensis CIRAD86, 1347 nucleotides long. RefSeq lists its product as uncharacterized. Gene Ontology annotation, cellular component: mitochondrial inner membrane. Lineage: Eukaryota; Fungi; Ascomycota; Dothideomycetes; Mycosphaerellales; Mycosphaerellaceae. Bases 104 to 1051 code for a protein of 315 amino acids. The record is from RefSeq and is a predicted model, not a curated record. Gene Ontology annotation, biological process: mitochondrial ADP transmembrane transport; mitochondrial ATP transmembrane transport. Gene Ontology annotation, molecular function: ATP:ADP antiporter activity. The transcript has 6 exons.
GCUUUUCUUGACCUCCAAUCCCUCCUUUUUCCAUCAAACACUCCACUCAAUUCAUCUUCAUUCCCCCCGAAACAGGUCGCCAGUCAAGGACAAUACCGUCAAGAUGGCAAAGGGAGAUGUCAACCAGGCCGAGAAGUCCUUCAUGGGCAUGCCCGGCUUCGUCGUCGACUUCUUGAUGGGUGGUGUUUCUGCCGCCGUCUCGAAGACUGCUGCUGCUCCAAUUGAGCGUAUCAAGCUCCUCAUUCAAAACCAGGAUGAGAUGAUCAAGUCAGGUCGUCUCGCCCGCCCGUACAAUGGUAUCGUGGACUGCUUCCGUCGUACUACUGCCGAUGAGGGUGUUGUCGCUCUCUGGCGAGGAAACACUGCCAACGUCAUCCGUUACUUCCCAACACAGGCCCUGAACUUCGCUUUCCGCGAUACCUUCAAGUCCAUGUUCGGCUACAAGAAGGAGCGUGAUGGAUACGCCUGGUGGAUGGUUGGUAACCUUGCCUCUGGUGGUAUGGCUGGUGCUACCUCCCUUCUCUUCGUCUACUCCCUCGACUACGCCCGUACCCGUCUUGCCAACGACGCCAAGAACUCCAAGAAUGGUGGAGAACGUCAAUUCAACGGUCUCAUCGAUGUCUACAAGAAGACCCUCGCCUCUGACGGUAUCCUCGGUCUCUACCGUGGUUUCGGUCCUUCCGUUGCUGGUAUCGUCGUCUACCGUGGUCUCUACUUCGGUAUGUACGACUCGCUCAAGCCUGUCGUCCUCACUGGUGCUCUCGAGGGUAACUUCCUGGCCUCUUUCCUCCUUGGUUGGUCUGUCACCACCGGUGCUGGUAUCGCUUCCUACCCACUCGACACUGUUCGCCGUCGUAUGAUGAUGACUUCUGGCGAGGCCGUCAAGUACAAGUCCUCGUUCGAUGCCGCCAGCCAGAUCAUUGCCAAGGAAGGUGUCAAGUCGCUGUUCAAGGGUGCUGGUGCCAACAUCCUCCGUGGUGUCGCCGGUGCUGGUGUGCUCUCCAUCUACGACCAGAUGCAGGUCCUCAUGUUCGGCAAGAAGUUCAAAUAAGCGACUCGCCCCAAGAGUUGGGCUUUCCGAUCUUCCAGAAAUGGCUACAAGAUGACAAAAGGAAUGAUCUGCAUGCCACUACGAUUGCAGAAAGAAGAAAAGAAGACGAGUGCGUUGUCACUCUACCGGAGUGGUUCGGGCGGGAAGGUGGAAGCAUGAAGCUUUGCGUUGCGUUUCCACAGAAGAGCGCAGAGCAUGUACCUUUAUUCCGGCCUGGGCAACACCCUGACUGUAUUACAAUUGGUUCUGUACUGAAGGCGUAUAGAUUCCUGUCUGUGUCCCCGAUCCCUUCGUCC